AUGCCAGACGUAAAGGCCGACUCUUUGGAACGGAGGAAACCGCGAGUAGUCACCGCUACAUCUCCACAGUUUUCGAACUCUACAUAUGCAUUCCCUAGGCAUGUCCGCGCUCCUGUAUUCAACGCAUCGGACGCAAGGACUCGAAAGACCCGCAGUUGCGGGCCUUUGAAAGCGGAUCCUGACGUUGGAAGGGAGCUUUUGGAGAUUCUACGCAAAGGGGAUUCGUUGUCAGGAGAUUUCCCGGUCAUGUCCCCGCCCAACCGUUCUACUAACCCGAUAGUCAACGAUAACAACUUUAGGCGGUCUUCUGCGUUUUCCAGCCAAAUGCCGGCCUUGGAUUAUCCUCGAUUGGAAACUUGUAAAGUGAGUGUUGCGGUCGCACCGAAAGCUCGAAUCGAGGGCUUCUUCUCUCCGCUGAAGGCAGCGGAGAAUCAUUGCAGCCUCCUCACGAGGCUCGCCUAG
Messenger RNA from Closterium sp. Yama58-4, 462 nucleotides. Lineage: Eukaryota; Viridiplantae; Streptophyta; Zygnematophyceae; Desmidiales; Closteriaceae. The record is from the annotation of a GenBank genome assembly.